Molecule: messenger RNA, 3396 nt
Organism: Alternaria atra
Lineage: Eukaryota; Fungi; Ascomycota; Dothideomycetes; Pleosporales; Pleosporaceae
Exons: 1
Coding region: 1-3396 (1131 amino acids)
Biological process (GO): protein polyubiquitination
Cellular component (GO): ubiquitin ligase complex; nucleus; cytoplasm
Molecular function (GO): ubiquitin-ubiquitin ligase activity
Source: RefSeq, a predicted model, not a curated record
AUGGCAGACCAACCGCCCGAGCAACCUCUCCAACCAGAGCGACCCGAGCAACCAGACAACGCCAUGCCCGACCAACAAGACAGCGCAAUGCCUGAUGCUGCGCAUACGCCUGCGACUGCGCCCGCCGCCGCGCCCGAUGCCAUGUCCGACGCUGACAAGGUGAGCUCACCUGCUAGUCAUCCGUCAAAGAGACACGCUGAUGACGAUAUAUCUCAGAUCCGCGCAAAGCGCCUUGCAAAGCUCGGCGGUCCUGCGACUCCAAGCGGUCUCUCACGGCCGCCUUCAACAGCCCCCGAAGCUGCAUCAUCGGGCACUUCAUCGCCGAAGCCUACCAAAUCACAGGCACCACCACCGAAGCCUCAACCUGAGCCCACUUCGUCCCCGAACCCCUUCUCUCAACUAGGCGUCAAGACCGACGAGCCGCCUAAGAAGCGCAUCACGAUCAAACCCGCACAGCCACCGAGCAAUGGCCCAACGCCGCAGCCCACUCAGAAGGCGCCGGAGUUGAGCAUAGAAGCGUGGGAGGAUCGGACGCUCAGCAAUAUUUUUAGGAUAACCCUGGAUGAGAACCAUACGCAAGAUGCACAUGGGCACAAGCUGUUCUUUGCGUCUGGCGCUAAGAGCGACCUUGUAGAUGAUGGCAGGCCAGUUCGCCUGUCAACAGAUUUGCUGGAUUCCGUCAUUCUGGAGGCGGCGUCGAGCCAAACACAAGGCCCAGCACUAGAAUAUCUGAUGAGCUGCUGGAAGCGUGUAUCCAAGGUGCUCAAGAACCUCGCAAACAAGACAGGUCCACGGUUUGAGGUCGUCAAGGAGGCCCGGCGGUUAUGCUUCAGUUAUUGCAUUUUCGCUGUUACCAUGCCAGACAUGUUUGGCGAAGAGGCGCCCGCAGAGAAUGCAUUAGCUGAUCGUUUGCUUCUCGGACCGGACGACGAGCGCGGCAUCUGCUAUGAGUUCCUCACCGAAGCCAGCCAGCGAAUAGGCGAAGACGAUACUAUCAGGGAGGCACUGGUGGGUGCCAUGGAGGACGUCAGCCGACGCCUCUCCAAAGUCUCAAUGAACGGAGACUACAAGCCACACAUGCUAAUUUUGAGGAUAUUCGUCCGAUUUCCGCCGCUCGUAGCUGCCUUGGCGCAGUCCGAGACGUUCUUGCCCGCCAACAUCGAGGCCCAGCAUAUCGAGACACACAGCUUCCUAGGACCCUUUUUCCGGUUAUCCCCUAUGCAGGCGGAAGUGGCCAUGAACUACUUCUCCGGCUCAUCGGCUGUUGACAAGGGACUGAUCGCAAACGCACAACGCGCUGUCCGCAUGACUCUUCAGACGCAUCAGGAAGAACUACUCGACAUCACAAAUACCUUCAUCAAGAACAAGGAAUCUCGCGAGAAGAUGCUAGACUGGUUGGCGCUGACAGUCAACAAGAACCACAAAAGGCGUGCGAUGCAAGUGGAUAGGAAGGCAGUCUCGUCAGACGGCUUCAUGGUCAACGUGACGGUUAUAUUAGAUCGUUUAUGUGAGCCGUUUAUGGACGCCACAUUCUCCAAGAUUGAUCGAAUCGACAUCGACUACCUGCGCCGGUCGCCUCGCGUCGACAUCCAAGACGAAACCAAGAUUAAUGCUGAUCAAAAGACGUCGGAUGACUUCUACAGCACUAAAGCCUCGGGUACCAACAACUUCAUCAGUGAGGUCUUUUUCCUCACUGUCGCUGCUCAUCAUUAUGGUCUGGAGGCCGCGAACACCAAGCUGAGCACCCUUCAAAAGGACGUGAAGUGGCUUGAAAAGGAGCUUGUUAAGCUUGAACCUGAGCGGCCGAAGUACAUGACUAGCCAGGCGCAGCUUGCUAUUUUUGAUAAUCAUAUCAAGAAGAUCAAGGACCAGAUCGAGCGGGGCAAAUGUAGCAUUCUGGCUAUCCAGGGUGUCUUGCUUGACGAGACCAUGCAGGCUCGAUCUAUGCAACUGAUGCGAUAUGUCAUCGUAUGGCUAUUACGGCUCGCUUCGCCUGGGACCUCUUUCCCCAAGUCAGAGCUCCAGCUACCUCUUCCCAAAGAACAGCCAGUACAGUUCAAGUGUCUUCCUGAGUAUUUCGUUGAAGACAUUGUCGGAAACUUCAAGUUCAUCACUCGCUACAUGCCGCAUAUUAUCACAACCACACAGUGCGAGGAACUGGUUAAGAUCUGCAUUGCUUUCUUGCGAAGCUCAGAGUACAUCAAGAAUCCGUACUUGAAGUCUGGUCUGGUGACAAUUCUGUUCCACGGAGUAUGGGCGAUCCAUGGUAGGCCUAAGGGCGUGCUUGGCGACACGCUCUUCGCUCAUGACUUCGCAAUGAAGCACCUACUGCACGCAUUGAUGAAGUUCUACAUAGAAUGCGAGAGCACCGGAACACAUACGCAGUUCUUCGACAAGUUCAACAUUCGAUACGAGAUCUUCCAGGUCAUCAAGUGCAUUUGGCCGAACCCGAUCUACCGAGAGCAUCUUGCGACUGAGGCGCGCGUCAACCUGGACUUCUUCGUUCAAUUCGUCAACCUGCUUCUGAACGAUGUAACAUUCGUUCUGGAUGAGUCAUUUACUGCUUUCAAGGAGAUUCACGAUCUUUCGAGAGAGUUGAAGAACGCACCAGCAAAUAUGGAGCAGACUGCACGUCAAGAGCAGGAAGAGAAGCUGUCGUCAGCCCAGGGUAAGGCCAAAAGCUACAUGCAGCUCACCAACGAGACCGUUGCCAUGUUGAAGCUGUUCACCGAGGCGCUGGCGGAUUCGUUCACCAAGAAAGAGGUCGUCGUGCGACUAGCGCAUAUGCUGGACUACAACUUGGAGGCGCUUGUGGGCCCCAAGAAGUCGCAACUCAAGGUCGAGAAUCCUGAAGAGUAUGGCUGGAAUCCUAGGAACAUGCUGGCAGAGGUUACCGACGUCUACCUCAACCUGGAGAGCAAACAGUCGUUCAUUGAUGCUGUGGCGACAGACGGACGCUCUUAUCGAGAGGAGUACAUGACUGAAGCCUACAAGAUUCUGCAGCGCUUCAAGCUGAAAACGCCCGAGCAGAUGGAGCAAUGGCAGACCAUGUCUGACCGUAUCAAGGAGGCAAAGGCUCAGGCCGACAUGGUAGAGGCGGAUCUUGGAGAGAUCCCAGACGAAUACUUGGAUCCUAUUCUUGCUUCCCUCAUGGAAGACCCAGUCACCCUACCUAUUAGUAAACAGAUAGUCGAUCGCGGCACCAUCCAAGCGCAUCUCCUCAGCGACCCACACGAUCCGUUCAACCGUACGCCACUCAAGAUCGAGGACGUCAUCCCCAAUGAUGAACUCCGAGAGGAGAUUCAGAGCUGGAAGGCGAAUCUGCUCGCCCAGAAGAUGGCUGAACGUAACGCCGCUGCUACCGCACCAGCUGGUGAUGCCAUGGACACUUCGUAG